UCUCAUGCCUCAUGUGUAAGCAGCCCAGGAUUUCUGCUUCAGCUCACUUCUAUCCCGAUCACCAGGUCUGACAGCCACAGCUCCAUGUCCCAUACCUCCAGGCUUUUUUUUACUAUAAAGGGAGAAGACAAUUCCCUCACACGCCGCGCAGCACUACAGAAGCCAUUCUAUUGAGAAGGCAACUUGCCUGGAAGAAGAGACUGAUAGGGAGAUAGGCUGGUGUCUGCGGGAAGGGAAUUCGGCUCUUUAAAUGCAAGCCAACAUGAGGACCCUUGCUAGUUGGAGAAGCGAGUAGCAGCCAGUGUUCCAUGCAAUGCUACUUUUUCCACUUUCAUUGCAAUAGUAAACAGCUGUCACAAAGCAGAGAAUGAUCCCUCCAAGCAGCACCAUGGGAGACAGUGUAGACAAGGAGGAUGAACUUGGAAAUACUGAACAGCCUCACUCGCCAGCUUCCACCAGUAGCCAAGAAUCAAAGCUCCAGAAACUAAAGAAAUCCCUCUCAUUCAAGACCAAGAGUGUACGGAGUAAAAGUGCUGACAAUUUCUUCCAAAGAACUAAUAGCGACAUGAAAUUACACGUAGAUUUGGAGCCAGAAGACAGUCCAGUCAAUGCCGGACAGAUCCAAAGUUCAGAGACUCAGCCAUCAACCCCUACCAAAGUGACGCAAGCACCUGACAGCAAGGCACAUUUUUUCCAGGAACAUGUCUUUAAAAAGCCCACUUUCUGUGAUGUAUGUAACCACAUGAUUGUAGGGACUAAUACAAAACAUGGCCUUCGCUGUAAAGCCUGCAAGAUGAGCAUUCAUCACAAAUGUACAGAAACCAUCAGCUCCCAACGCUGCAUGGGAAAAUUGCCAAAAGGUUUUCGACGGUACUAUAGCUCUCCAUUACUUAUACAUGAGCAGUUUGGAUGCAUUAAAGAAGUAAUGCCUAUUGCUUGUGGUAACAAAGUUGACCCUGUAUAUGAAACCCUCAGGUUUGGAACCUCUUUGGCACAGAAAAACAAGAAGAGCAGCUCUGGAAGUGGGUCCGAAUCGCCCAAUAGGAGCUCUACAACAGAUUUGGCAGAAGUACCUGAGGAAGGUGAUGCUUCAUAUCUAUUGGAUAUAAACAGACAACGCAGUGACAGUGUUUUCAGUUACUUAGAAAAUGGCUCAGAAAACGUUAGUGAAGAUCAGGAACAGGAGGAUCUAGAUUCAACGGUAACUCUAUAUAAGGAUACAGUAGACAAUUUUGUUGCCUUGUACAAAUUUGUACCACAAGAACAUGAAGACUUGGCAAUGAGACCAGGUGAUAGAAUAACUAUAUUGGAUGAUUCCAAUGAAGACUGGUGGAAGGGUAAAAUAGAAGAGAGAAUUGGGUUCUUCCCUGCUAAUUUUGUACAAAAGGUCCAGGUCAAUGAAAGACUUUUUCGUUGCACAAGAACAUUCAUUGGAAACAAAGAACAAGGGCAGAUAACGCUGAAAGAAAAUCAGAUAUGUUCAAGUUCUGAGAAGGAACACAAUGGUUUUCUCAAAGUGAUCAGUGGGAAGAAAAAAGGCUUUGUACCUAUCAAUGCAUUGGAGAACAUCUGAAUUGAGGAUAUGAAUGUUACUAUAAUCCAAGCUUUCUGAGGAUGCAGGUCUGCAUCAUAUGGUAUCAUGUGACCAAGAUGAGUCACUAUGAAAUGGAUACACAGGUGUGUGAAAAAGGAAGCAGAAGACUUAUUGGACUGUUACUAGUAUUGACAAGAGAUAAUAAUCUGCUAUGUAGUUAAGCAUAAAUGAUUUUGAAUUCUCCCAAGAUGGAAAAUAAAAAUGCUGCAGUAGUGAUAAUAAAGUUUAAUACUGAAGAUAUAGCCUCUCUUUAUGUCUUAAAAUCUGUUAAACCCAGUGUUUGCAUAUUAAAGAACAGGUUUUAAGGAGUAGUGUAACAACUUAUACCAUUGCCUUUACUGGGGCGAACCUGGUUCACUUCUAACCCAUCUCUUUUUUUUGUAAUAUUGAAAAGAAUCAUUUUUCCUCCCUCUACCCACGCUGUAAAAAGUACAGUAGACUGUAAGCUCUAUGGGGCAGAAACUGUGCCUGUGAACAUUUCUUGUACAGUGCUGUGUAACACAUGAUUCAAUUAUAUAUUUAAAAAAAGGAUAUACACAUUAAUGUGAAUGGACAAGUCUUAAAUCAGUUGUAACACUGUCUCUUACCCUUGUAUAGCAUUUACUAUUCAAUAUAAACUUUGUGUGCAGAGUUAUUCAUUUAUUAGAAAACUUUUUUCGUACACCAAAGUUAUGGAAUAAAUUAGUGACAACUUUUACAAAGGUCCAGUAAUGUGACAUUACUAUAUAUACACCGUGUGAAUGUGAAAGAGUUUAAAAUGUUCUUUAUAU
This is a messenger RNA of Pseudophryne corroboree (corroboree frog), 2364 nucleotides long. It is a transcript of the gene STAC, whose product is annotated as SH3 and cysteine rich domain. The transcript is spliced from 11 exons. NCBI's taxonomy places the organism in Eukaryota, Metazoa, Chordata, Amphibia, Anura, Myobatrachidae. Gene Ontology annotation, molecular function: transmembrane transporter binding. Bases 368 to 1573 code for a protein of 401 amino acids. Gene Ontology annotation, biological process: skeletal muscle contraction; positive regulation of protein localization to plasma membrane; positive regulation of voltage-gated calcium channel activity. Gene Ontology annotation, cellular component: extrinsic component of cytoplasmic side of plasma membrane. The record is from RefSeq and is a predicted model, not a curated record.